CUAUAACUUGGUGGAGGCUUUUAGCAAUUGAAUAUCUUCCUAUAAAGCUUAGUACAGUCAGUUACAAUCAGUCCCCCAUCCUCUCUUUCCUUUCUCAAAGUAUAUGAUGAUGAGAGAAACAAAACUAGUGGCAUUAGGCCUUCUACUACUCCAUUUCUACUUCUUUUCAAUCUGUGCUUCUACCGAAAAUCAGGCAUGCAACUCUUCUUGUGGAGAUAUUCCAAUCAGGUAUCCUUUUCGAUUAAAACAUGAUCCAUCCAGUUGUCGUCGUAUCCCUGAUCCUGGAUUUGAAUUGGUUUGCGAAAACAACCAUACAAUCUUAUAUGGGAAAUACUAUGUUACCCAGAUCAACUACCAUAGCCGUACGGUUCGGAUAGUGACUCCUGGAGUAAGAAAGGGCCACUGUUUCUCCUAUCCUCACUAUUCCUUGAGAUUGAGUGAAAUUUCAUGUCCAUAUGAUACGCAUAGAGAAUUCAAUUCUGUAGUUUUCAUGAACUGCACAAGGCCAAUCAACGCUGAUAACUACGUUCAAAUCACUCCUUGCGACAGCAACAAUGGCAGUUCAUUUUCUUCGGAAACAUAUGCUUAUGCACUGGUGGGGGACUCCCUGAAGGUGAGGGACAAUAUUCAGUAUUCAUGCACCAUUGGGUUGACUGUUAUUACUCAAAUAUGGAAGGGGGUUUCAGAGCCCAGUAAUCGUUCAAUGUCAAAUUUGCAAGAAAAUCUGCUUAUGGGGCUUGAGCUUUCAUAUUCGCCCGUCAACUGCAGCGACUACUCAUUCCACGGGCAAGUCGGGCAAAAAAUUUUAGGGUUUCUGAUGUUUGCUUAUUACAGUCUGUUGUAUCUUCUGGGGAACUUGUGGAGUUUGUUUGACGGACAUGUGAAGUUGAAGAGGCUCUUUCACAUGCAAGGCCUUUAUCACCCCAAGGCUUCCAUGGAACUCUACUAUUCCUACUAUCCCUACCGUUCCUACUAUUUCGAUCCUGAUGUUCUAGAGAAAGGGAGAUGGAUUCUGCACAACAUUGAGAUAACCAUAGGAGGAAGAUCUGCAUUGGGAAUAUUGUGUCUCAUUGCCUACUUAAUCUACAAGUUUCGUCGGAGACACUUAUCAUUAGAUGAUAGUAUUGAAGAAUUCCUGCAAAAUCACAAAAAUCUGCAGCCAAUUAGGUACUCAUAUUCAGAGAUAAAGAAGAUGACUGAUAAUUUCAAGACUUCACUAGGAAAAGGAGGUUUUGGCUCUGUAUACAAAGGAAAACUUCAAAGUGGUAGCAUUGUAGCUGUAAAAGUGUUGGCCACCUCUAAAGCUAAUGGAGAAGAUUUCAUCAAUGAAGUUGCUACUAUCGGAAGGAUUCAUCAUAUGAAUGUGGUUCGACUCAUUGGAUUUUGUGCAAAUGGAUCAAAAUGGGCUCUUAUAUAUGACUUCAUGCCUAAUGGGUCCCUUGAUAAGUAUAUCUUUCUUGAAAGAGAAAAUUCAGUUUAUUUGAGUUGGGAGAUGUUGUAUAAGAUUGCAUUAGGCAUCGCUAGAGGAAUUGAAUAUUUGCAUUGUGGUUGUGACAUGCAAAUUCUACACUUUGAUAUCAAGCCACAUAACAUUCUUCUUGAUGAAGACUUUACACCAAAAGUUUCGGACUUUGGCCUUGCAAAAUUAUAUUCAACAAAUGAAAGUAUUGUGUCUCUCACUGCAGCACGAGGAACAUUGGGAUAUAUUGCUCCGGAAUUGUUCUACAAAAAUAUCGGAGGCAUCUCUUAUAAAGCUGAUGUUUAUAGUUUCGGAAUGUUGUUAAUGGAAAUGGUUGGAAGAAGGAAGAAUGUUCAAGCAUUUGCUGAGCACUCAAGUCAAAUAUACUUUCCAUCAUGGGUUCAUGAUAAAUAUAAUAGAGGAGAAAACAUGGAAAUGGGAGAUGCUACUGAGGAUGAAAAGAAAUCAGUGAAGAAAAUGGUAUUAGUUGCACUAUGGUGCAUACAAUUGAAGCCUACAGAUCGUCCUUCAAUGGGCAAAGCAUUAGAGAUGCUAGAAGGUGAAGUCGAACUCUUGCAAAUGCCUCCCAAACCUACUUUAUCCUGUGAGGAAAUGUUAAUCGAGAAUCAAAUAAACAAUCCAAAAGGAGUACAACCAAUUUCUUCAUGUAAUGCCAUGGAUACAAUUAGUUUAGAUGGAAGGUAAUUUUUUACUACAUGCACUUGCCUAUCUUGUCUUGUAAUAGUAUAUGUUUGAAUGACUUAGGGUUAUUGAUCCCUUUUAAGACGCAUAUCUAUGUAAUAUUGUGAUGUUCCAUUCUGAGAUGCACUAGCUUGCUAUCUUGGAAGCAAUUAAGUUCCAUCUCUUGAUAGAUUUAUAAAGUA
Vitis riparia (riverbank grape) is the source of this 2343-nucleotide messenger RNA. Its product is annotated as probable LRR receptor-like serine/threonine-protein kinase At1g29720. The record is from RefSeq and is a predicted model, not a curated record. Gene Ontology annotation, molecular function: polysaccharide binding; ATP binding; protein kinase activity. Gene Ontology annotation, biological process: protein phosphorylation. The coding region runs from base 104 to 2164 and encodes 686 amino acids. NCBI's taxonomy places the organism in Eukaryota, Viridiplantae, Streptophyta, Magnoliopsida, Vitales, Vitaceae. The transcript has 7 exons.